Messenger RNA from Symbiodinium sp. CCMP2592, 1779 nucleotides. NCBI's taxonomy places the organism in Eukaryota, Dinophyceae, Suessiales, Symbiodiniaceae. The record is from the annotation of a GenBank genome assembly.
AUGUGGCAUGAGAAGCCCGCCGUCAUCAUCGACAACGGGUCUGGCCACGUCAAGGCAGGAGUUGCUGACGAGGAAGCGCCACGAUGUGUCUUUCCUGCUGUUGUGGGCAAACCGAAGCAUGCGGCCAUGAUGCCAGGCAGCGACAAGAAAGACUUUUAUGUUGGCGAGGAAGCUAUGGGCAAGCGCGGCGUGCUGUGCUUAUCUUAUCCAAUUGAGCACGGCAUCGUGAAAGAUUGGUCGGAGAUGGAAAAGGUAUGGCAUCACACAUUUUUUGAUGCACUGCGUGUUAACCCGGAAGAUCAAGCCUGCGUUGUUAGCGAGGCACCCAUGAAUCCGAAAAAGAAUCGAGAAAGGAUGGUCGAGAUGUUGUUCGAAAAGUUUAGUUGUCCAGCAGCCUACAUCGUUAUCCAGGCCGUGAUGUCUUUAUACUCCAGUGGCCGCACAACCGGGACCGUGGUGGAUUCUGGCGACGGUGUGACCCACACCGUGCCAGUUUACGAAGGCUUUGCACUGCCUCAUGCCAUUCAGCGGUUAGACCUUGCUGGAAGAGAUCUCUCCGAAUACAUGAUUAAGAUCCUUCACGACAGCGGCCACAAUAUGACGUCUUCAUCUGAGAAAGACAUCGUCCGAGAGAUGAAGGAGACGACCUGCUAUGUUUGCAACGGUGAUUGGAAGACUGAGAUGCAGUCCGCCAAGGAACAUCCGACAGAAUAUGAGAAGAUCUACAGCCUUCCAGAUGGCCAGAAGGUGGCCCUGGGCUCUGAGCGCUUUCGGGUCCCAGAGGUCAUGUUUGAUCCUAUGAUCGCAGGGCGAGAGCUCCCGGGGCUGCAUCAAUCCAUCUAUCGAUGCAUCCAGGACUGCGACAUAGAUCUUCGAAAAGAUCUUCUGAAGAACAUUGUACUGAGUGGAGGCAACACGAUGUUCCCUGGAAUAGCUGAACGACUGGAGUGCGAGCUGAAGGCUUUGGCUCCGCAGAAAAUCAAUGUCAAGGUGAUCGCAAAUCCACAGAGAAGGUUGGCGAAGCUUCCCGACUGUGCUGCGUUUGCACAUGAUGUGCAACUCUCGCAGGUGCCACCUGACGAGAUGGACGUAUUGCGUGUGCUGUUUCGGACUGUUAUGCUGCAGGGGGAAAGUCGAGUGAGCAGCGGCAAGUGCCCGGAAGUGCCGCUGGAGGAUGCGGCUGAAGGCUCCGUUCUGUCAAUGGUGAAGCAUUUCGAGCCUGCGCUUCAACAUUACUGCCUUGCUGCGUCAGACCUGGACGUCUCCCAGGCUGUCCGGCCAUGCCAGCAGCACGACGCCGCAAGCCGACCGGAAGUAGUUGGACUUCUGGAACAGCUCCGCGAGGGUGGAGCUCGUCAGGCUUACUUGACGCUUGCCUCGACAAAUUGUGAACCCUUCGUUCUGCAGCCUCGGGCCCGUUUGAUUCUGGAGAUUCAUGAACUACAUGACUGGAACAGGCAUCAGCGUCGUCUUCUUCACUUGCGCCAGGCAGAGUCCAUCUCCGCUUCGCUCUCUGACCACACGGCAGGGCAAAGGCUGCGGGAAGCUAUUGUGUCUGAAAGCUUGGAGCUCAUUGCUCUUCAGGCCGUGGUGGCUGGCGGAGGAAAGCUGGCGCGGCCUUCAACGAAGCUUCAACAGGGUGUCGAAUGGAACCCUGACAUGGAACAGUCCCUUGUGAAGAUUCUGGAAAGACGAGCUCAACAGCGCCGAAAUUGGUUUCGGAAGCAGCGGGAGUUCUUGCUGCAGGACCUGCGCUGGGAAGAUUGGUCUACCAACUGA